AAAAAAAAAAAAACAUACAUCUUAGCUGUGUCCGCAUGAAUGAGAUGAAUAUAAGUUUUUCAAGUCAUAUUCACCAUCUGAAGUUGUCAGUCGUCUAUGCAUUAUGGAAGCAGCCUUCGAAGCAGCCGUGCGGUCCUGCACCAUGCUGGAAGGCUACAGCCCCAUGACCCAGGCCCUACUGGGGACUCUGUUCACCUGGGGUCUGACCGCUGCCGGAGCAGCUCUGGUGUUUGUCUUCUCCAGCCGACAGAAGCGCAUCUUGGAUGGAAGUUUAGGCUUCGCAGCUGGGGUAAUGUUGGCUGCUUCCUAUUGGUCACUGUUGGCACCAGCGAUCGACAUGGCAGAGGAUUCUGGGAAGUACGGCUCAUUCGCUUUCCUGCCUGUGGCUGUGGGAUUCACACUUGGGGCGGCUUUUGUUUACUUUGCUGACCUGGCGAUGCCCCUGCUGGGUGUCGGUGCUGACCCCCACAUAGCCUUGGCUCUGCCCCCCGACUCCAAGCUGGACAAAGAGAAAGAAGGGAGGCCGCCGAUCCAACUCUUGGACGAGGAGAUGACCAUCAGGAUAGGUAGAGCUGGACCCCUCUCAGAUAAAAUAGAGAAUGGAGAUGUGUACCAGAGGAGGAGAGGACCUCACUCCGGCAGCUCAGAUGGACAGGAAACAGGAAGUAGACAGCAGGAAGUCGGACAGACAGCAAGUAGCUGGCGACGAAUUCUUCUCCUCAUCCUUGCCAUCACCAUCCACAACAUCCCAGAGGGUUUGGCUGUGGGGGUCGGAUUCGGAGCCAUUGGAAAGACUUUGUCUGCUACUUUUGAAAGCGCCAGAAAUUUGGCCAUCGGCAUUGGCAUCCAGAAUUUCCCAGAAGGCCUGGCGGUGAGCCUGCCGCUCCGGGGUGCAGGGGUCUCUACGUGGACGGCCUUCUGGUACGGCCAGCUGAGCGGCAUGGUCGAGCCUAUCGCUGGGUUUCUGGGCGCCUUCGCCGUUGUCUUUGCAGAACCUCUGUUGCCAUACGCGUUGGCGUUCGCUGCCGGGGCGAUGGUUUAUGUGGUGGUGGAUGACAUCAUACCUGAGGCUCAAGUCAGUGGGAACGGGAAGCUGGCGUCCUGGACCGCCAUCCUGGGCUUCAUAGUGAUGAUGUCACUAGACGUGGGGCUGGGCUGAGGUCACCCUGACAACUGGCACCAUGUCAGCACAACCAGUUGCCAUGAUGUCACCACAAUGCAGCUGACCUCAGUCUUUAAAAAGGGGACCAAAUGAAGUGUUUGUUCUGAAACACUGUUUAUCCGUUUUGUUUGAAUUGUUGCUACUUGAAAUUGAGAAAUGAGGAGAGAAACACAGAACUGUUUUGUAGAACAAGUCGUGAGAAUGACUGGACUUGAAGACUCAUCUUUAAUGUCAGCAGUUAUUUCCUGAGAGCAGCUGCCACUUUUUUUUCUUUUUUAACAAAUUUCUGAAUAUGAAUGAAUAUUCUCCUGAUUCGAGAGCUUGUGAAUGGUUUGCUGAGGGAGCAUCGCUCUUUUUAGUUCUUCUUUUUCAAAAUCAUUGUUUUAAAACGGAAACAAGUUUUUGAGAGCUAAAUGAAUGUUAUUUUUUAAGUUGCCUUCUUCCAGUUUUUUUCCUCAUCAUGACAAUACUUGAAGUCUGGUGUUUGAUUUGGUCAUUUUUGGGACCGCCAAGGAAUGAUUCGAUUUUACUCACUCCAUUCUGACUUUAUCAUUGUCACUGCAAAGCAGCCAGGUGUGAUGUGAUGAUGGUGUACUGAAACAUGAAAUUCCAGAUGUGACGCAUCUGCACAAUUCAGACUUUUAUGGAGAUCCACCAGUUCAGACGUCACACUUGAUAUAAUUUACCUUAUCCUCCUCUGUAACAAACUCUAAAAUGAUACAGCGUCCUUCUUAGCCAAACAUAGUGCCUUCUUCUCCUCAUGGCACAGACAGUCUCCUGCCAUCUACAGGUCAGUCUGAAGAAUCCUGUCUAAUUAUUUAAAUGCAGAUGAAGUUAAUGCUAAUGUGAAGUAUUUAUAUAAUUAAACAACCAAGUGAUUCUCA
Molecule: messenger RNA, 2046 nt
Organism: Chelmon rostratus (copperband butterflyfish)
Lineage: Eukaryota; Metazoa; Chordata; Actinopteri; Chaetodontiformes; Chaetodontidae
Product: zinc transporter ZIP11-like
Exons: 10
Coding region: 104-1159 (351 amino acids)
Biological process (GO): zinc ion transmembrane transport
Cellular component (GO): membrane
Molecular function (GO): zinc ion transmembrane transporter activity
Source: RefSeq, a predicted model, not a curated record